Messenger RNA from Moneuplotes crassus, 1667 nucleotides. NCBI's taxonomy places the organism in Eukaryota, Ciliophora, Spirotrichea, Euplotida, Euplotidae. The record is from the annotation of a GenBank genome assembly.
UAUCAAACUGCCAAUAUGAACGAUCAACACUUGAGUUCAGCUAAACCAAAGACUGAAGCUGCCGAUUCAGUCUCAAAGACCAGGCUGUAUUUGCUAAAGGCAGUAAAACCAAGGAAGAGGAAACAAAGGAUCUCAAAGAUACCAGAAAGUGCUAUCUCAGGAUCCUCUAGUGAUGAUAGCUUGCCAAGACUGCUGAAAUAUUGCAGAGAUAAGUCAGGUUCAAAAUCCUUUGAAAAUGAUGAAGAGGAGUUUGGUGACAGUUCACUCAACCUUGACCCUGACGAGGAAUAUUUCUCCUGUGACAACACAGGAGCUUCGUCUCCAAGCCAGUUACAAAGAGAAGGUGUCAUAGUUCCCAAAGAACUGUGAAGUUUUAAGCAUCCAAAAUUCUUCAGAAGCUGGUCUAUUCAGAACAUCACAGAGUUACCAGCUGAUUUCACACAGAAAAGGGAGACCAAAUCACAUUCUUCUCAAAGAGGUGGAGAAGCUUUAUAUGAUCUAAUGAUGAAACAGACCGCUAAUCUGAACCUUUGUGACCACAUAAAGAACACUCGUCCUGAGCAGACAGGAAUUAUGGACGAUCAGAUGGAGCGAGGAUAUGAAUCACUCAAGACUAUAUGAGACAGGAUCAUGAAACCCGAUGAGGAUCUCAGAAUUAUCAUAAAUCAACCAAUAGAGUCGGAUAAUCUACCAACAUAUCCACUUUUCCUCCCAUUCCCCAAGUGCUCUUUCCAACGCCUCGACAUCAGCCAUGGCUCCAACCUGAACAACGUCAAAGUUGACGAAGACUUUAAAGAAAUGACUAAGAGAUUAGUCGAUUUGGCCGACCAUGUCACUGGAGAAUCCUCCCCGCCAAGAAGAAAAUCAGUAAAAGCUAGAAGAAAAAUUAAGGGGAAGAAAAGGAAUGAUAGAAUGGUAACGUGGGACCAAAGUAGCCAGAAAGAGUAUUUUGACAUGGAUCAAAAGAUGAAACAAAUCGUAAAUCCAAGGAAGAUCUCUGAGUGAGUUAACUCUUUACCGAUUGAAAUGAAGUCCUUGUCGAGUUCAUUCAAAUUAAAGAAAGAUUCUAUGUACAACUUUUUCUCCCAAACAGAUGAGAUCAAGGAAGAUCCACACGAAUGUGACGGAGAUGUUGGAAUUGAAAAAUUCCUCAAUUUAAAUCUUUGCCAAAGCGAGGAUCUAGAAAUGGAGAAAAAGAACAGUGAUGCAUGUACCUCCUCAGUUGCUUUAAACUCAGAUUCCUUAGACACCAGACUAAACUUAAAGCCUAGAAACAGUCAGGGAUUAAAAAACAAAAAGAAAAAGAAGAAGCUUAGGAGAGGCACUAUUGUAAAUCCUGAUAUUUUCUCUGGGCCUAAAGUCUUCAAAGACUUAUUGACAGUAAAGAGCUCUUCCCCUAUUACCAAAGUUGCUAAAGAAAAAUCCAAAUUUAUCACUGCGGAUCUCUUAGGAGGUCACAAAGCCUCAUCUGCAGACAAACAAAGUGAUGGAAAUGAUAUCUUUAACAGAUGGCCGACUAGUUCUCCUGAUUUCAAUCAGAAGGAGUCAUCAAUCCCUAAAGCCCGAAUCAUGAAGAUGAUUUCAUCCUUACAAGAAAUUGAGAAGAACAUGUAGGUUUGCAACAAGUUUUGAUUCCCAAUAAUUAUUUUCUUUCAAUACUCAAGUAU